This is a messenger RNA of Scomber scombrus (Atlantic mackerel), 1381 nucleotides long. RefSeq names its product ecto-ADP-ribosyltransferase 5-like. Lineage: Eukaryota; Metazoa; Chordata; Actinopteri; Scombriformes; Scombridae. The coding region runs from base 231 to 998 and encodes 255 amino acids. The transcript has 3 exons. Gene Ontology annotation, molecular function: NAD+-protein-arginine ADP-ribosyltransferase activity; NAD+ poly-ADP-ribosyltransferase activity. The record is from RefSeq and is a predicted model, not a curated record.
UCGGACGAAGAAAGAGGACUUUGCAGAUUUUAGCAGAGUUUACAUUAGUUGUCUUGUACUCUUUGUAUUUUCCAGAGUUCAGCUCUUUUUUAAGAAUAUUAUACUUUGUUUUUGUGCUAAAAUUAAAACUUAAGCAGAUCCAUCGGAUCCACUGAGAAGACAAGACUACUCAUCUUUUUCGCACCAACCUUCCCGAUCCAGUCCGAGAGCUCCUUCAUCUGAGACACGAGAUGGAUCCUUCCCGUCUAAUCCUCAUCACUGUCGGUCUUGUUGCUGUAGGAUUCCUGCAGCUUGUGACCUCUCAACCAAUCCCACUGGACAUGGUUCCUGAAGCUGUUGAUGACAUGUACAGUGGAUGCAAGAAGGAAAUGGCGAAGAAGGUCAAAUACACAUAUUUCAAAAAAGAGUUUAAUGGAGCAUUUAAACAGGCCUGGAUAAAUGCAGAAAAGUGUUCAAACAAACCUAAAGACGCAGUGGAUAAGGCUCUCAACAAAGACCACAUGCGAGCAAUCUGCGCUUAUUCAUCUAACGACAUUUAUUCACAGUUCAAUACAGCAGUCAGAACCAAUAAGAAAACCUACAGCAGCUCUUUCAAAUUCCACUCUUUACAUUUCUGGCUGACUUCUGCCAUACAAAUCCUGAAAGACCAUCAAGGCUGUCACAAUACUUUUAGAAGAACCAAAUCUGUGUUCACCGGCAAAGUUAACAACUUGAUGCGGUUUGGUUCGUUUGCCUCCAGCUCUUUCAGAAGAGACCUUUAUGGCUUUGGUAGUGAGACCUGCUUUCACAUGCGGACCUGUUUAGGAGCCUACCUGAAGCAUUAUCCAAUCUUUCAAUCAGUGGAGAAAGAAGUGCUCAUCCCCCCCUAUGAAAUAUUCAAGAUAACCCACAUUUUUAAUGGCCAGGGUACAUGUCCGCCUCUGCCUGACUGUAAGAGGGUCUUUGUUUUGCAAAGUGUUGGAAAGCAGAGUAAACUUAACUGCAGAGUUGCAAAGUAAGAGAGAGCAGAGUUUUCUCCAACUGAUGCAGAACAUGUAAUAAAAUGAGUUUAGUUCUGUAAAGUUGAUAAAUCAAUAAAUAAAUGUAUAAAUGAUUAAAGUGCUGUAGUGAAGUCAGUGACGGAGCAUCACAGCACCAUCUAUGACUGUGUGCAGGAUUUACAUUGAUGUCUAUGUGCAGCAGACUGUAUGUCUGUAUGGGAUCAAUACAUGUGUGACAUCACACACAUCUGGAUCUUCUCUGUUUACAUUUUCAUGUUUGCAUUAUUAUUUCAUUGAAGGUUUGAUUGAUGUUGCAGUUUGUUGCUUUUUAUCAAUGAUAUGUGUUGCAGCAAUAUAACUUUGUGGUGUUGAACAAUGAUAAUAAAGCUGUUUCUGAUUCU